AUGGCUGCUAAUUCAUCUCAACGAAAUUUACACAGUCCUCUUAUGAGAACUCCUCUUUCAGAUAUCUUAGAUAGAUCUACUCUUUCAGAUAUCACAAAUGUUACUUCACCAGAUGAAAGGCGUAAGCUUCGAAAAUUAAUACUUGAUAAUAAGAAAUCAAAGAAUGCAUCGUCAUCAUCAACGAAUGUUCGUAACAUCUUUUCUGACAAUGCAAAUUUGCUUGAAUGUUCUGAUACUACAGACCAACAUAUGUACUCCAUUGCACGUCGAGCAGUUAGAAAUGCUACUGGUUCUUUAAUUUCAACUACACCAGAUAACGACAUAAACAUGGGUACACCGUUAGAUAGCAACCGUCGAUAUUCCAUUACUUCUAACAUCAUUAGCAGUAACAAUCAGCCGAUAUUGGGUAGUAUCUCUAUCCUUACACGGCUGUGUUCUGGUAAACGUAACCUUGAGCGCGAGAAACAUGAUAAAACUCCUGUACCUAUGCUGAAUUUGGAUUCAGAUGAAGACGAUGUUUUUUUCAAAAGAACCAAACCAUCAUCGCCUACUGAUAAAGAACUUGAUUUCGAAAUGACAGAGUAUUUGAGGGCUUUAUUAGAUUCACAAAAUAUGUUGGUUAAGACAUAUAGGAUGGUGAGAGACCAUUAUCACCAAUCUCCAGAGGCUAACCUUAGUCUGCGACUUAUUUAUAUAAGAAAAAAAGACGGCAUGACAUAUAACUUACCCACCACAUCUGAAGUUGCUGCUUUGGUUGUCGGAGACAUAGAUAAAACUAUAGACCAUCGUGAUAUUGUUGUCGAGACUUAG
Molecule: messenger RNA, 810 nt
Organism: Helianthus annuus (common sunflower)
Lineage: Eukaryota; Viridiplantae; Streptophyta; Magnoliopsida; Asterales; Asteraceae
Exons: 5
Coding region: 1-810 (269 amino acids)
Source: RefSeq, a predicted model, not a curated record